Molecule: messenger RNA, 1080 nt
Organism: Heterostelium album PN500
Lineage: Eukaryota; Evosea; Eumycetozoa; Acytosteliales; Acytosteliaceae
Exons: 4
Coding region: 1-1080 (359 amino acids)
Source: RefSeq, a predicted model, not a curated record
AUGGAAAUGGAUAUAGAUUAUCCUUCAACAACAACAACAACAACAACGACAACAACAACAACAACUACUACUACAACAACUCCUAAUAAUAAUAAUAUUAAUAAUAAAUAUAUAUUUGGAAUCGAUUGCGGAAGAUCAUCACAUGUAUCCAUCGAUGAACACGGUAAAACUCACUCAUUCUCUGUCCAUGAACAUUAUCUUAACUUAAGAAGUCGUUUCAACUCGGAAGCUCAAAAGAAAAUGUUGGGUCCAGCCAUGUUAAAGUUUGAAAGUCUAAUUCCACCUAGUAAGAAUAUCAAUGAUAUCUGUUUGGAUAGAUCACUGAUUAGUAACAGGAUUAGUUAUCUUAGAUUACACCCAACAACAACAAAAAACUAUGUCAACAUUAGAUUAGAUGAGUACAACCUAAUAAUGAAGAAGAAUAACUACUACAAUAAGCUCUUUAUUGGUUCUGCCAAGUUCAGCCACAACAGUCGUGGCCAAUCUUCUUUCAUUUCUUCAGCCACUCUCUACAAGUGGGUGAAGAAAAAAAAACAUAAAGCAUUGUGGAUCAAUGAAUGCUACACCUCAAAAGUUCAUAAUGCAUGUUGGAACAAGACGGAAAAGGAAAUUCUUGCUAAACUUAACAACAAAGUUAGCAAUAUGAAAGAUCCUCCGCCAUGUGCUCUUUCAAGUGGACCAUACUCCAAAUCAGUUAGCAUCGAUAGAAAUCAAGUAGCUGAGUGUCACAAGCAACUAUCAACACUACACCAGACAGUCACAGGAUACAUAGAUGGUACGAAUAAAGUCAAUAGUUCUACUAAUAAAAGUAAUGAACGAUUUGACUAUAUGAAACACCACUCUUUGUAUUCCAAUCAAAUGUCUGGAAACAAUGUAAAUGUUGAUGGCUUGGCUAAGGAUCAUCCGAUCCUGAAAGUAUUCCAAGAGAAAAAAUGGAAAAGGCCACUCUGUCGCUGCUGUGGUCACUUCUACCACCGGGAUAAGAACGCUUCUAGAAACAUCUUACUUCUUGGGUUACUCAGUGUUCGAUAUCAAUUCCGACCAGUCGUGUUCCAAUACAUCAAAUUUAUUAACAAAUAG